Molecule: messenger RNA, 1438 nt
Organism: Helianthus annuus (common sunflower)
Lineage: Eukaryota; Viridiplantae; Streptophyta; Magnoliopsida; Asterales; Asteraceae
Exons: 2
Coding region: 211-1200 (329 amino acids)
Source: RefSeq, a predicted model, not a curated record
UAGAGUAUUAAAAUCUGGAAGAUUUUUAAACUACAAAAAUUGAUUACAAUACUUUCCCUUUGAUCUAAUCUGCGUUCGUUUUGUUCUUGUUGCAUAAACAAUUGAAGCAAUUAACCCUAAAUCAAGAAAUCCUAAUCGAUUCACCAGAUAAACCCGAAGCAGUUCUUGAAUAACGCUGUACAGAAUCUACAGAUUACAUCCAACCAUAAAAUGUCGUCUGUCGUACAACCUCCGUCUACGAUGGCAUCGUUGGUUCUUCCGAAAACCCGAUCUACAAACCGCAAAAUUUGGACACCUGCAAACUACAGGUUAACCUUUCCUCAUUUACUCACAAAACACCGCACUGUAUGCUGCACAAAUGCAACCCCAUGGGACCCACCUCCCGUCAGAUACGCUGUAGAAGAAGAUAACACCAAAGGCGAGUUCUUAACGCCGUUAACGGGUCCCACCACCUUAUUUGAAACCCAUGAUUCUAAUCAAACAAAAAAAGUCGAAUCUGUAACAACGGAUACAAAACGGGUCACGAAAGGCGGGUUUAUUAGAUGGCCUAUGUGGCUUCUCGGCCCGUUGGUUCUAUUAGCUACGGGAAUGGUUCCGACUCUUUGGUUACCAGUUUCGUCAAUCUUUUUAGGACCGAAUAUAGCCAGCCUUUUGUCGUUGACCGGUCUUGACUGUCUAUUCAACCUCGGCGCGUCACUGUUCCUGCUCAUGGCCGACGCGUGCUCACGUGACUCACGUCCCAACACCCCGGCUCAAGACCCGUUUCGUAGCCGACCCCCGUUCGGCUACCGGUUCUGGAACAUGGUCGCAACCGUAUCCGGUUUCGUCUUUCCGUUAGCCAUGUGGUUCGGUUCUCAAAAGGGUGUUUUAACUUUUUUUCAACCUCACAUUUCUCCAAUUUCUUUCGGGAUUCUCUUGGGGCCGUAUCUUUUGCUUCUUGGGGUGCAAAUGCUGACGGAAAUGCUGACGUGGCACUGGGAGUCGCCUGUGUGGCUCGUGACGCCUGUCGUGUAUGAAGCGUACCGCGUGUUGCAGUUGAUGAGGGGCUUGAAACUUGGGGCUGAGCUUGGUGCACCGAGUUGGACCGUUGAUGUGAUCAGGGGUUUGGUGUGUUGGUGGGUCUUGGUUCUCGGGGUGCAGGUCAUGCGGGUUGCGUGGUAUGCUGGUUUUACGGCUCACCUUCGUGGCAUCCAACGCUAGUGAUGUUCGAAUUACUUAUGGUUGAUGCACAAUGCAAGUUUCAUGUUACCAUUUUGGUAUUGUUUGUUAAGUACAACAAUAAGGUGUAAUGUACAUAUUUUUUUAGCAAUUUAGUGUUUGAUGUUAUAUUUAAGGGGUCAUGAGGGGUUUGUAGAAUUGUAGAAAUCGAUCUAGAUCGUUGAACUUGGAGCCCGAACUGGGACCGGCCAUUCAUGCAUUAAAUGGUCGGGUUUUUUUC